AUGCCUUGUUCAUUUCGAGACUUCGUUCCUCCGCCCGGGCAGCACCCGAGGUUGGGCGACAUCAAUUUCAACGACUUCGAUCCGGAUUCCUGGGCACAGUGGGGUAUGAAUCAGUCUUUCGUCAAGGAACUGUGGGAAGGCUGGCAAAGACUAUACCAGGAGCCAUUCCGCGGAGUGACCACCGACGGAGAGGUGAAACUGAACCUCUUCCAUCUACGACGUGACGAUGCACCCAUCGAAGCGAUGCAAGAAGCGGCGCAAGCACUGAUCUCGUCUUCACUCUCUGUCCGUGGAUAUCAGAAAGCUCUUGAUUGUAUGAGGAUCAAUGGUUUUCUCGGCGAUAUCAUCGGUACCUCUAAUCUCAUGAACGAGGGGAGUUACAACUUUAUCCUGUUUGGAGAGCCCUCUAUGACUGACUCCUGGGGCUGGUCUUUAUGGGGGUACCACCUAUCACUGUGUUGCUUUGCAUUGGAGGAUCAAAUAGUCAUUUCACCUCCAAAUCAAAUCGACGAAGGAGAACAUGCAGGAACGGAGGUGUUUGCACUCGAGAUGCAGCUAGCCGUGCAAUUGAUGCAGAGUCUCUCUGAUGAGAACAGACAGAAGGCGAUAGUCUAUGACCAAUUGGAACAUCCAGAUAUGCCCGAUGGAUUCCCACACCCUGCAGAUGGACGCACCUUGGCCGGUGCCUAUGAAGAUAAUCGAGUGAUUCCUUCCAGCGGCGUGAGGGUUUCUGAGUUUUCCGAGGCUUCUAAAGACAUAAUGAUGCAACUUAUUGAAGCGUUCAUUGAUUUCAUUUCAAAUGGGUCUUUGGAUGCUAGAAUGAACGAUAUCAAAGCUCAUCUGGAUGAUACUUGGCUCAUGUGGAUGGGCAAUUAUACAGACUAG
Molecule: messenger RNA, 885 nt
Organism: Penicillium longicatenatum
Lineage: Eukaryota; Fungi; Ascomycota; Eurotiomycetes; Eurotiales; Aspergillaceae
Exons: 3
Coding region: 1-885 (294 amino acids)
Source: RefSeq, a predicted model, not a curated record